Rhododendron vialii is the source of this 2135-nucleotide messenger RNA. RefSeq lists its product as uncharacterized. The record is from RefSeq and is a predicted model, not a curated record. The transcript is spliced from 2 exons. NCBI's taxonomy places the organism in Eukaryota, Viridiplantae, Streptophyta, Magnoliopsida, Ericales, Ericaceae. Bases 696 to 1859 code for a protein of 387 amino acids.
UUUGUAUGUAAUUAGUUGUAAUCUACACUUAAUCUCUUAUGUAAGUAGAUUAGAAGAAAGAGGUCUACUGUGUAAUUACUGUUUCAAGUUGUAUAAGUAUAACGUAAUGAGAAAAUAACAGAAACCUUUUUAGGUCUCAAUUCUGGCAUCCAAUUUUACAUGGUAUCAGAGCACCGAUCUUGAACGGCUGCUAUACAACCUACCGACAGGCCCUAUUGUCUCCGACGACGCCGUACGCCGUACGGCAGGCCUUGUUCUUACCUACCGACGAUCUGGACGUUGUUCCGAUCUGGAUCUGGAUCUCGCUGAACUGUUUCAGCCCUUGAACCUUCUUAUCCACCGCCGACGAGCCUCGUUUCAGCUUCUCCGCCGCCGUCGACCUUUGACCAGGUCAUGUAUCUGCUUCCGUUGAGGCUUACGACACUGUACGACGUCCGACAGUCUUGGAUCUUGCUCGACGGGCACCGGCGAUUACCUUCUGACCUUGUACGACUUCGGGUUCCUACCGACACCCCCUGGGUAAUCUCGUACAGGUGUAUUUAAGGGAUUAGGACUGGCUAAAGUUUUUGUUUAAGAGUUUCAGAAAAUUGGACCUUCCUUUUUCUUUUAAUUUCUCCUGGACUGAACAGUUGGUGAUUAUUAUUUUUACCUUACUGUGUACUCUUGGUUGUUUAUCAUAAUUUGGGUUUGUUGCAAUGUCAGAGGAUAAACAAAAGGCUUCCGCUAGUACAAAUGAUGAGUUGAGUCGUAUAGGGCCUCUAGAUAAUUUUUCUCUGGAUAUUUGCCAUAUUAAGUUGGAUGAUACCAACUAUUUGAUUUGGUCUCGUACCUUUACCUUGGCUAUUGAGGCCAAAGGGAUGUCAGAGUUCAUUGAGAGUCCUGUUGCUCCACCUGUUGAGGCGAUUGAACUCAAGAAAUUUAAAUCUCGGAAAUCAUUAGUCAUGACAUGGUUGUUUAACUCUAUGAGAGCUGAUAUUCGUCAUACUUUCCUAUUGCUUGAUACUCCAUAUCAGAUUUGGACUACUGCUGCCCAAACCUAUUCUCAGCAAGGUAAUGAUGCACAGUGUUUUGAGUUGAGGAAGAGGCUCCGUACAUUGGAGCAAAAUCAUCGUUCUGUUGCUGUGUAUUUUGCUGACUUGAGUGGAGCUUGGGGGGAAUUUGAUUACUAUCAGGGUUUUCAAGCUGUUUGUGCCGUGGAUGCUGCUAACUGGCUAAAACGGAUGGAGAAAGAGCGUGUUUAUGACUUUCUUGCUGGUCUUGAUCUGGAGCUUGAUCCAAUUAGAGUACAGGUGUUGGGUCGUGUUCCAUUUCCGUCCUUGGGAGAGGCCUAUUCUAUUGUUCAGCAGGAGGAGAGUAGGAGGGGUGCUAUGUUGCACCCUCCUAUUUCUGAUCGUUCUGCCCUGAUUGCUACUCCUCAGGGUCCUUUUGGUUCUGAUAGUGGGCCUAUUCCCCAGGGUGGCAAGUUACAGUCAAGUACUAGCAGCAGGCCUCUUGAUCGUGCGUCACUCCAAUGUGAUUAUUGCCAUAACACAGGUUAUACCAGAGAUUUUUGUUGGAAGCUACACGGCAAGCCCACUCGUGGGUGCGGGGGUGGACGCAGUGGCCAUGGCCGCGGUCCGGUGCGUUCUCGGGCCCAAGCCCAUGUUUCGGAGUCUACAGUCAGCACCUUGCCUGAUUCUGGGAUUCAGGCAUCAUCUGAUCAUAUUGGUGGUUUCUCUCAGGGGGAGAUACAAACUCUCAGGCGCCUUAUGGCUCAGGCUGAUUCUCCAUCUACUAUAGCUCCCUCCAAUGCAGCUCCUACUUCAUCAUAUUUUGCUCAUACAGGAACUGGAUACGGGGAAGGUGAUUGGCAGUGGUAAAUCACAUGGUGGCCUCUAUUUUUUGGAAUCUGCACCUCGUCCACCCAUGUCAUGUGAUCUUGCUCUGCAAGCAGAUACGGGUGCACCGCUUAAUAUGUUACAUCAGUGGCACCGUAGAUUGGGUCAUCCCUCCUUUGGAAUUUUAGAGAAACUUUUUCCUAAUUUAAUAAGGCAUUGUCCUAAGAGUCAGUUUUUUUGUGAAGCAUGUGAGUUUGGAAAACAUAAACAUUCUUCUUAUGCACCUAUUAAUAAACGGAGAGCGUCUCCUUUUACUGU